AUGAAAAACUAUCCAGGAAUUUUAUCGCCUGACAGCAGACUUUUAAUGAAAUGGCCAGAGAUUAGUCUAGUUGCAAGAGAAAAACGAUGCGAACUGACUCUAAAUUCCAUUCCUGUACAUAACCGAAAACCGAGUAUUAACGAUGAAGAAUUACAGAACCAAAUUUUCGCUGUGAAUAAAUCUCUCAACUAUAUAGAACUCGCUGGAUUGAAUAUUACACUGCUGCAUCAAUGCAUAGGAAAAGCAAGUAAAUUGAAGAAACUCAUAUUGUACAACAAUAGUUUGACGCAUAUUCCUGAAGAAAUUGGGGGUUUAAAAGAGUUGGUAUUUCUUGACAUAUCGAUGAACAAAAUCGAAGAACUUCCAAAUACCCUUGGCACUUUAUCAUGUCUCACGACAUUACUGCUAGCCAAUAACAACAUUACAUCAUUACCUGAUAUAUCUGGUCUCGUUUCCUUACAACAUCUUGAUGUAUCACAUAAUCAACUAACUGAUUUUCCAACGUUAUUUUGUUAUCAAUCAAAACUGCAAACUUUAAUACUUAAUUCAAAUAAAAUCAAAAGUAUACCCUCAGAAAUAGAUGCAUUAAGUGGUAUUUUAAAAACUAUUGACGUAUCAGAUAACGAGAUUACUGAUCUUCCAUUUGUAUUCUGUAACUUCAGCAAACUGAAGACGCUAAAUCUAACGAAUAACAAAUUUUCAGACCAGCGUUUUAACAAAUUAGUUCAAAGUCCAAGACACAAGACGUCAAUGCUUAUAGAAUAUCUAAAGAAAAGAGCUCCAAAUAAAUGUGCAGAAAAUAAGAAACUGCCGCUAGGAACCGAUGUUACUGCUGCAAACGAUUCUGCUUCAGAUAGUCGAAUAAUAACGAUUGACGUUCAAUUGACUAAAGAAGUGGCAGAAAUUCGACCUUAUAUUGCUUCUUGUAUUUUCAAAAACUGCUCGCUUACUGCAGAAAAAAUAAAACAUUUAUUAAAUAUUCAGAAUAAAUUACAUUCUACUAUUUGUUGUGAUCGGACAAUCGCAAGCAUCGGAACACAUGACUGCAGCAAUAUCCAGCCUCCCUUAACAUAUGCAGCUGUCAAUCCAGAUUUACUGAUGAUCACACCGAUACACCAUCACAAAAAAAUUUCUGGAAGAGAAUUCGUAUCAACUUUGGGAAAUGAAGCAGAAUUAUCCAGAGAGCUUGUAAAACGAAAUGUAGUAUCAGAUAUUUACAAAUAUAUAUAUCUAAUCCAAAGGCUACCACUUUAUCCAUGUCUGAUAGAUGCAAAGGAUCUUGUUAUAAGUUUGCCACCAGUGACCAAUUGCGACGAAACAAAGCUUCAAGAAGAUACGAAAGACAUAUUUGUGGAAGUGACAAGUACCGCAUCAGAAAGUAAAUGUGUCGAGAUAAUGGACUUAUUUGUUAAAGAAGUCGUUGAGCAAAAAUGUCUGACCAAUCUGAUUAUUGAACAAAUUAAGAUCACAAAGGAUACAGGUUCAUUAUUGGUAGCCUAUCCUAGCAAAAACAAUCUCCAGCUGUCAGGAAUCACAAUUAAACGCGAAAAAACUAUUGUUGAAGUAUGA
This is a messenger RNA of Thelazia callipaeda (thelaziosis nematode), 1569 nucleotides long. The record is from the annotation of a GenBank genome assembly. NCBI's taxonomy places the organism in Eukaryota, Metazoa, Nematoda, Chromadorea, Rhabditida, Thelaziidae.